This is a messenger RNA of Dentiscutata heterogama, 322 nucleotides long. Lineage: Eukaryota; Fungi; Glomeromycota; Glomeromycetes; Diversisporales; Gigasporaceae. The record is from the annotation of a GenBank genome assembly.
AUGCAAACGACUUGGACCGAGCCGCGAAUUCUUGAUGCCGACUCUAAAAGCCUUUGUAGAGCGUCUUCUGUCCUUUUGCAAGGUGUUCCAUUCGGAAUUCCCAUGGAUACUGUGCGUGAUAAAAUCCAAAGAGUUUCCGGAAUUUUAUCCGUUCAUGAAUUACAUGUGUGGCAACUUUCUAAUACGAAACAUAUUGCCUCUGUUCAUGUCAGAUUGUUACCAUCUGUUGAUUAUAUGGGUUUAAUUACCAAAGUUAAAAAUAUACUCCAUACGUAUGGUAUACACUCUACGACCAUACAACCAGAAUUUGAAGAAUUGGCAU